Messenger RNA from Trichomonas vaginalis G3, 1248 nucleotides. RefSeq lists its product as uncharacterized. The transcript has a single exon. The coding region runs from base 1 to 1248 and encodes 415 amino acids. The record is from RefSeq and is a predicted model, not a curated record. NCBI's taxonomy places the organism in Eukaryota, Parabasalia, Trichomonadida, Trichomonadidae.
AUGCUAAAUACUUUUAACACUAUUCACCCUAAUUAUGUUCUUACAGAAGUUGCAACAGCACUAGCAGCUUUUACAUUUACCAGUGCUGUUAAGAAAACCAAUUCAAUUUCAAAGAAAGUUAGAGCAAAUAUUCGUGAAACAGGUUUUCUUAAGCAUUGGUGCUUUACACUCCCACAACGCUUCCCAUCUACAGUUGAAAUCAACCAAUCUCUUCAAAUUCACUAUUCCGAAAACUACGAUGCAAAUUCCAGAGCAACAUUAGUUUUUUCAAGAACAUUUGUUGAUGGAAAAGAAGAAAUUACAAAUUGGUAUCCGCCUAAAAUCGAGUUUCAAGAACAAGAUGAACACUACGCUGUUCCAUGGGAUUAUUAUUACAGAGUUUUUGACGGUUCACAUAAUAUCUCCAUUCAUAACCAAUUAGAUUAUAAAAACCAACACAUUGACUGGAUUGAAUGGACAUUUACUUACACUGUUCCCGCUACAAAAGCAAAUUUCAAGCCUUUAUUCUCAUUGUUGUUCUUAGUAUUCUCAAUACAAAAUCCAUAUUUGAUACCUCUUAUCCUUUGCUAUGCUUUGACUGGUAUCAUUCCUUCAUAUUCCAAAGUUUUCCUCCAAUUAUUCUAUUUGCAGACUUCAUUGUUCGUAUUGUACCAAGCCUACAGACAAAACUUAAAGCUCUCAUCACAAGCUGUUAAUCUUACAGUUGGAAUUGGAAUCGCUCAUAUUAUAAUUUCAGCAUUUACAGCGUUUAAACAGAAUUUGUCUUCUGAAAAUGGUGGAAUACCAAUAUUGGAGUUAUUCUCAUUCUUGGCUAUCCUCCAAAUCGUUACAAUUUCUUCAAAAGAAUCAUUAUUAAAUACAAGCUACACUUUAUACGGAACAUUACUUAUCUACUUACCAUUUAUAUUGGAUAUCGUUGUUCCAGGCAAUUUCAUGGAUUAUCAAACAGGAAAAUUCUUAAUCCAAACAUUAGGUCAUUAUUACACUUUCUUUGGCUUGUUCCUCUUAAUUCUUGGUGAUAUGAAGUUCAAUAGUACAGAGAACAGCUCAGAUGUUCAAGUAAACGCAAUUAUUGUUCAAGAAGACUCUUCUGACAAAGCAACACCGAAAAGCGAUAUCGCAAUUAAGAACAGUAAGGUAUUUAACAAGAUUCCGUUCUUACUUACUCUUAUUCCAAUUGGAUUGGUCGUAUUAGAAACAUUUUACACUAAUUCUUCAUUGAAAGAGCCAAUAUUCGAGCUCCAUUAA